This is a messenger RNA of Salvelinus namaycush (lake trout), 1573 nucleotides long. RefSeq names its product pre-mRNA-splicing factor 38A. The transcript is spliced from 10 exons. Lineage: Eukaryota; Metazoa; Chordata; Actinopteri; Salmoniformes; Salmonidae. The record is from RefSeq and is a predicted model, not a curated record. Gene Ontology annotation, cellular component: precatalytic spliceosome. The coding region runs from base 62 to 991 and encodes 309 amino acids.
CUUCUAAUGCGAGUUCGUUUCCCACAGCAACUAAUUUUUCAUUCCGGGUUGAGCAGUAAAAAUGGCAAAUAGGACUGUUAAAGAUGCAAACAGUAUACAUGGAACAAAUCCACAAUACUUGGUAGAGAAAAUUAUUCGUACUCGAAUUUAUGAAUCAAAAUAUUGGAAAGAAGAAUGCUUUGGACUGACUGCCGAACUUGUCGUUGACAAAGCCAUGGCGUUGAAGUUUGUUGGAGGAGUCUAUGGAGGAAAUAUCAAACCUACACCGUUUCUGUGUCUCACUCUGAAGAUGCUACAGAUUCAGCCAGAAAAAGACAUCAUUGUAGAAUUCAUCAAGAACGAGGAUUUCAAGUAUGUCCGCUUGCUAGGAGCAAUGUACAUGAGGUUGACUGGGACAUCAGUGGAUUGCUACAAAUACCUGGAACCACUGUACAAUGACUACCGAAAAAUCAAGAGCCAGAACAGAAAUGGAGAGUUUGAGCUGCAACAUGUAGAUGAGUUCAUUGAUGAACUGCUACACUCUGAGAGAAUGUGUGACAUCAUCCUUCCCAGGCUUCAGAAAAGGCAGGUCCUUGAGGAGGCGGAGUUGUUAGACACACGCAUCAGCGCCCUAGAAGAGGACCUGGAUGAAGUGGAGACCAGUGACGAGGAAGACGAGGAAGAGGAGAAGCCAGAGAGAGUUCAGACCCCGGAGCCCCACAGACGGAGUUACCGGGACAACGACCGCCCUCGCCGUUCGCCCUCUCCACGCUACAGACGCAGCCGUUCACCCAGACGGAGGAGCAGAUCACCCAAGAGACGAAGCCCAUCCCCCAGACGAGAGCGCCACCGCAGCAAAAGUCCCCGUCGCCACCGCAGCCGCUCCCGAGAGAGACGUCACCGCUCAAAGUCCCCAGGCCAUCACAGAAGCCACAGGCAUCGCAGUCACUCCAAAUCCCCAGAGAGGAGUUCAAAAAAGAGCCACAAGAAGAGUCGAAGAGGGAACGAGUGACCCAUUUUUGUAUUUUGUUCUCUUGGACAUUUCCUCUUUUUGACUUGGAAGUUAAUGUGGCAAAAUGUUUACGUCUGUGUAUAGAAUCACUGGUAUUUUAUAUUUAAUUUUGGAAACUGAUUGCAUUUUUUUGAUAUUUUCAGACCAUGUUGCAGUAAAAAUCUAUCCAAUGUUUUUCUAAAAUCUGCAGCUCGUAUGGAGCUGUCCACAACCCUAUACAUCAGUGGGAAAAGUUUCUCAAUGUUUUAAACAUAAGGACCUUUUGUUGCGUGAUCCGGUGUGAUUGUGGCAACACUGGCUAAUCAGUAAGGGUAUGUCUAGAAAAUAGAACUCAACUCGUAGACCGGGCAAAACUGACCCGACAUCAGAAGGGAAAUAAGCUGUGGGACGUCAAUAAGGGUUUCCACUUCUCUAGGCCAACUGCUUUCUUUCAGGAAGUUCCCAGAAGGCAUCCAACAUAUUUAUCUACUCUGAUAGUAUGUCAUCUGUUUAGACCAGGGGUGUCAAACUCAUUCCACGGAGGGCCUAGUGUCUGCAGGUUUUUGGUUUUUCCUUUCAAUAAAGCCCUAGACAACCAGGUGU